Funneliformis mosseae is the source of this 3903-nucleotide messenger RNA. The record is from the annotation of a GenBank genome assembly. NCBI's taxonomy places the organism in Eukaryota, Fungi, Glomeromycota, Glomeromycetes, Glomerales, Glomeraceae.
AUGGUGCUCGUAAGACCUCACAGGCAUGGAAGUGAAGCGUCGAUUUCUAAAAUUUAUGAAAACUAUGAUGUUGCCAUUAGUCCGAAUGGAAAUAGGAUAGUUGUAUUAAACAUCACAUCUUGUCUAUUAAAAUUAUAUAAAGCGAAUGACCUGUCAAAAGUAUGUAAAGAAAUAAAUUAUGAUAGUAAGCUAAAACUAAACAGCAGGAGUUUAACCGUGUCCAAUGAAUUUACUUUGGCAGAUGGAACUGCUGAAGUAUUAAUUGCAAUGUCUUGUUUUGACGAUAAUGAUAUGAAAUUGAAAGAUAACAAGAGAAGAACUCAUUCUAACGAACUUUCUUCAGCUGAAGAAGCUGACGUCAAUGUGAAUGAUCAAGAUAAAUCAUCUACAUUCAUUUUUUCUACUGCGAGGCAAGUGAAAAUCGACUCUCCGAUUAAUGAUAUGGGAGGAAUAAUCAAAUUUUUGGAUACCAAAGAUGAUGACGAUAAAACCGAAGUAGUUCUUAUAAAUGCGCUCGGAAUUACUAAAGCAUUCAUAAAUCAUGUUGAAGGUGUUAACGAUAAAAAGAGCAGUAUUUUAAGCUUUAUUUGUCCUGCUAAACCAAUUGAGGAGUUUAAUUUUCCAAAAAAAUUUUCAAAGGAAAUUAUACGAUUAUCAGGCAAUGAGACGUGUACCUCUCUUAUCCAACGGAAUUUAGUAAAAGACCGUUUUGUUAUAGAAAGCUAUAAAGAUAAAGUACAAUCCAUUGAAAUGUAUAAUUUAAAAACAACUUCAUUAGAAAAUACCUUCCAAAAACGUGAAGAAAUCGCUGCUUCGGUUGUAGGAAAAGGUGUUCCUUUUUUUGCCAUUUCAAAAAAUGAAACAUUAUUCGCUUAUUGUCGAGGUACCAACAGUAUUACUAUUUAUUUAAUGGAAAAUGGUUUAGAAGUUACCACAAAGAAGUUCAAAGAAAAGAAUGUGAUAAGAAUUCUUUCUUUUGAUUUCAUUCAGGAAGAUAGUAAACUAUUAAUUUUUAUCGAAGAAGAAGGAAAUAAUCCAAAUUAUUCGCCUGUAAUUGUGGUUUGGGGUCUAUUUAGUUGCUCCUAUAAUUGUGUUGAAAGAAUCACUGAUAUAUCCUCAAUAUAUUCCUUUAAAUACGAUUAUUAUCAAAGAUUAAUUGUUUCUGAUAACCUCAUAUUUAUUGAUAAUGAUGGGAACAUUUUUUCGACAAUAGAAAUAUCAGAAAUAAAUAAAUUGAUGAAUCCUGAAAAUAAUAAUACAAGAAAGAUUAUUUCACUUGACAAAUCUCGUGAAAUUGCCAAUACUUCUAAAUCAACCAAUACAGCCAAAUCUCUUCCCUUAUCGGUAGCAGAUAAUCAUUUAGUUUACAAUGUCUCUGGAAAUCGUUUAGACUUUGAGGAUGAAAAUGAUAUAAUUAUCGUUAACGAUCCUGAACCUUGGGUACACAACACGUAUUACUAUCGAACCACGAUAUAUCUUGAUGCUGAGGGUGAAACUCAGUUAAUUAUUGGAGAAUCCACCGUUCAAGUAUGGCUUAAAAGAAAAGGAAUUUCUAAACCUAAAAGAAUUCUACAGUAUAUUUGGACAAAUCCUUUUAAAGAAAUGCAUAGACAAAUGCAAAUUCUAUCUUUGGAAGUUGCUUAUAAGGAAUUCUCUUUGAUAAUAUACAUUCCUUCUGGAGAUUCACCUACUCAACCUGGACAACAAGUUACAAUUGAAUGGCCCGAUAAAGUUAAUGUUCCGGUAGACGCAUGCCAAUCAUUGAAAUUUCUUGAACAACUAAGGAAUAAACCUUCAGGCCCAAAGAAGCAACACAUUUUUGAAAACUUGGUUCAACAAACUGAAAAUAUUAUCAAGAAAUAUUUUGUUAAAAGAUGUGGAUUAUGGAGAAUGUUGGAUAUUCGUUAUGAUCUUAUGUCACAUCUUAUUCACGGUAAUCGUGUUUCUAUUAUCAGAAGUAUUUUAUCUUUUAAAUCUGCAAAUGGCAAGAAUAAAAAUUUACAUAUUCCAAGACUUCAUUCCUGGGAUGGGAGAGUCAAAGAAACUGACCUUGAGAUCGCCAUCAAGCACACGAGGGGAGCUUACCGUAAAGAUACAGUUGUAGUAAAAUAUUUACUAGAUUAUUAUUCAGAUAAUGCCACAAAAACUUCAAAUUGGAUGUUUACAGUAACUAAAGCCAUUCCACUUCUUUAUGAAUAUAAAUUAGCAUAUUAUGUUAAGGAAUUAUUUCAAAAACCUUGUUUUGGCUCUAAUGAAGUUUACUUGGAAAGGUCAAAACUUGAUAUUAAAGACAUAAAUCGUAGUCAACAAAAGAAUAUCCAUGCUUUAAAUAUAAAUACAGGUCUUAUCAAGAGAAAUGAACAUUGUUUCUUAAAACAAAUGAUUUAUCGAGACAAACCUAGUAAGAAAACAAAGAAUUCUAAAAAUAUCAAAAAUAUCGAUCAAGUUUACAUGGUUCCGCUCCCAGAUUUUACUGUAUAUCCUGACGGGAUACAUGAUGAACGAAAAUACUGGGGUUUACCGAUUGCAUCCUUAAAAUACUUGUUUUGGCCGCGUAGUCAUGUAAUAAAACAAGAAGAAAAACUAAGUCCAUUUUUGAGAAUGAUAAGGUAUGAUUAUACUACGGAAAUUUAUGAUAAUCCGUCGAUGGCCGCAGUAAUUGAUUACAAAUGGAGCAAAGCAAAAAAAUAUUUCACCAUGCAAGCAUUGACUCGUCUUGUAUUUGGAGCAUCGUAUGCAAUUUUAUCGAAUUCAAUUCAUGGACUUGGUGAAAUUGAUAGAUCCAAUACUUUUUUCGUCUUUGUGGCUGUAUUUUAUUGGUUAGGAUUUUAUUUAUUGAACACUGAACGAGUUCAAUUACAAUAUGAAGGAUGGAGAAGAUAUUUUAGUGUUUAUAAUUUUUUUGAUUUGUUUUCAAUUUUAUUGCCAUACGCAGCAGCUACGUUACAAGUUUAUUAUUGUUUAUCAGCUUAUUCAAAAGAUGUCGAUAUUAUUGGUAAUUAUUUUAAUAUGGAUGGCAAAUUUUUCACAAUUUUUAAUUCAUUUACGGUUUUAAUAAUGUGGAUUGAAGCUUUCUUGUUAUUGCGAUAUCUUGAAAAAACCGGAGCUUACAUAUACAUUGUCAUGAACAUCGUAAAACAAAUAACAUCUUUCUUGAUAUUUAUAUUGUUGGUCGUCCUCGGAUUUGGUCAUACUAUGUUUGUUUUACUUAGCAAUACAGAUCGAAUCAACGUUAUACCUGACGGUUCCAAUUUCAAAAUCUAUGAUAAUAAUAAAGAACCAACACCGGGGUUAAAUAAUUUGGAAAUAAAUCAAGAAUUUGAUGUGAAUAGUACAUCGGAUAAUUAUUAUACGAAUAUUUUUAAGUCUAUCGAAGCAGUUUACUUUUGGACUAACGGUCGUUGGGAUCAAUUAGAUCAAUGGAAUUUCUGGCCAGUAGAUGUCUUUUCUAUCAUUGCUAGUAUCCUUCUUGUUACAAUUUUGCAAAAUAUGUUGAUUGCAAUUAUGGCUAAAUCUGCAGUACUGAAAUACCGAGCAGAAUUGAUCGAAGAUUAUGAGACACUUAGUAAUCCGAUCGGAAAUAGAAAAGAAGAUCCUCGAUACAUUUAUUUCAUUGGAAAAUCCAAAUAUAUUAAAAAAUGGUUAGAAAAAUCCGAGAAAGAAAUAGAAAGAAAUAAGAUUUUCUUGGGAGAAAUAGAUGGUGGUAAUCCAUGGUCUUAUGAUGAUAGCGAUGAACAAGAACGUUUUCAAAAUUUUCAAAAUUCACAUCAUCAUUCUCGUUCUUAUAAUAUAGUGUUGCAGUAUAUGGAACAAGAAUUUUCUGAAAGGUUGCGUUUUAUAGAAGAUAGUGUUAGACAAUUAUUACAAAAUCAACAAAAUCAACGAAACGUUGAUAUUAAUUAA